ACAUCAGGUGAUACCCGCCUGCCCGCCAGCCUCUGCCACAUGCGGUGCCGUCUGUCCUGACCUUUAGAGUCUACACCUCACCUCUCUUUCACUGACAGCUGCGUCUUCAUCCGUAUUACAUGAGAGUAACCACAAAUACAUCCUUUUCGCACCUUUCCUGGGACACAAACAGCACCAGCUCCUAAGCCCUGUCAUCUCCCGUGUUUCCCAGGACCCAGGACCAUUAGGACAUUGCCUUCUGAUAAGUAUUUUUUCAAAAAUCAAAGACACCUAAUUAUAAGGUCACACCCCUGGAAGUGUUUUAAUUUCCCUUAUAAUGAAUUGGGGCGGUGUUACACUUUUUGAGGCACAGUCUCUUGAGCCCAAGAAUUUUUUUGAGACACAGUCUCUAUAGCCAGAAACAAACCUGAAGUGGUGGUCCCCCUGCCUCUGGCUCUCCAGUGUUGGGAUAACAGAAGCGUGAAGACAUCCUGACAGCUUACAGGAAAGUACGGGUUAGAGAAAGCAGAGUGUCUCAGUCAAGCUCACAAAACCAUCUCAAGGCUAAGGCACCUGCCCAGUCUCCCCGGCUGCUGCCUACAACCUUGUGUCGUCUGGUUGUCCCUUUGCCAUCUGGUAUGGACUCCCCAAGGUACCCAGAGGAAACCGUACUCGUAACGGGAGGAGGCGGAUAUUUUGGCUUCCGCCUCGGCUGUGCUCUGAACCAGAGAGGACUCCGUGUGGUUCUGUUUGACAUCAGCCAACCUGCCCAGAACCUCCCAGAGGGAAUCAUGUUCGUCCGUGGAGACAUCCGCUGCCUCUCAGACGUGGAGACAGUCUUCCAGGACAAUGACAUUGCGUGUGUGUUUCACAUCGCCUCUUACGGGAUGUCUGGGAGGGAGCAACUGAACAGAACCCUGAUUGAAGAGGUCAAUGUGGGUGGCACCAACAACAUCCUCCAGGCCUGCCUGGAGAGAGGAGUGCCCCGGUUAGUUUACACAAGCACAUCCAACGUCAUCUUCGGAGGUCAGGUCAUCAGAAAUGGGGAUGAAUCUCUGCCUUACCUGCCUCUUCAUCUGCACCCAGAUCACUACUCCCGAACCAAAUCCAUUGCAGAGAAGAAGGUUCUGGAAGCCAAUGGCUUGGCCUUCAAGCAAGGCAAUGGUGUCCUGAGAACCUGUGCACUAAGGCCAGCCGGCAUCUAUGGGACCGGAGAGCAAAGGCACCUCCCCAGGAUAGUGAGUUACAUUGAGAGGGGCCUGUUCAGAUUUGUGUACGGGGAUCCCGAUAACCUGGUUGAGUUUGUUCACGUGGAUAACCUGGUGCAAGCUCACAUCCUGGCCUCCGAGGCUCUGAGAGCUGAUAAGGGCCAUGUUGCCUCUGGGCAGCCCUACUUCAUCUCAGACGGUAGACCUGUGAAUAACUUUGAAUUUUUUCGGCCCCUGGUUGAGGGCCUAGGCUACACAUUCCCAUCCACCCGCCUGCCCCUCACCCUCAUCUACGGCUUCGCUUUCCUAAUAGAGAUGGCCCACUUCGUUCUGGGCAGGUUCUACAAUUUCCAGCCUUUCCUCACCCGCACAGAAGUUUAUAAAACUGGUGUCACCCAUUACUUCAGCUUGGAGAAAGCCAAGAAAGAGCUAGGCUAUGAGCCUCAGGCGUUUGACCUGCAGGAGGUGGUAGAGUGGUUUAAAGACCGCGGUCACAGUAGAAGGUCUGGAGGUCAAGACUCAGAGUUCAUUCUGUGGGAUGGAAUUCUGGUCCUACUCUUGGCUCUCUCCCUUCUUACCUGGCUCCCUCCUUCCACGGUUCUGUCAGUGUGAAAAGAAGGCUACACGCAGGAGCUGAGCCUACUCUCUGGGGUGGUUUUCAAGGAUGCAGGUUUUUUUUUUUAAGAUGUUUUGCAUCAUUUGGUACCACUCCUGGGUCUUCAAACUACUCCUUAACAAUGAGUCUUUAAACCCCAUGGCCAGGGAUGGGUUACCUCCUUAUGAGCUGUUGGUCAGGGAUGCCCCUAACAUUUCCAAAACAAUGUUGACUGUUGCCAAUGCUCCCGGCUGACCACCAGCACUAGAUCGUAAGGCCCUAUUACAGAAGGCACCACACACCUUAACUGCAGCACAAGCUGGAAGAGCUUGCUAGAUUUCAUAGUGCCAGAAGGUUCUGUGCAGACUGCUAGAGGAGAGCAGUAGCUCGCUGUAGACCGUGCCUACUGCAAUACCAAUGACAGGCAGUGUAUAACCUUUGGUGCAAUAGUGGCAUUCCAUUAGGGGACUAACCAACUACUUCCUAAUUGGAUCGGAGACCUUCUUCACAGGGGGGACAGGGUGCUCCUGGUGCUGUAAUCCUGUCCAGAAGUUAAUAAAUAAGUCAUAACCAA
Myodes glareolus (Bank vole) is the source of this 2356-nucleotide messenger RNA. Lineage: Eukaryota; Metazoa; Chordata; Mammalia; Rodentia; Cricetidae. The record is from RefSeq and is a predicted model, not a curated record.